ACGGUGACAGUGCAUGCUGCCUAGAACAGCAUGUCAGCACAUUCUGUAGACAGACCACCGCGGUGGCCUGACUCCCACGCUUUCCUCUUAGAUUUAGCUAGAACUUUAAGUUAGCAUUAAAAUCAUUCAUGUAGCGCAUCCGACUCUGUGCACAUGUCUCGCCGUACUUUAAGUUUUAUUUUAAUAUACAUUUAACUAAUUCAAAUUCAUUAGUUUCUUUUUAAAAAUAGUGUCCCGCGCUCCCGAAACUUGACUGGCGCAGCCGGUAGGAUCCGUGUCGUUACCGUGCGUGUGCUGCUUAUAGGGCUCGAACUCGCCCUACGUGCGGUUUUUGGACUCAAUAUCGUCGUGUGUAAAAACUGUACCAGUGCAGUAAAGCGUCGGACCGGAUCCUGCGAACCAAAUAAAUUUUGUCACACUUACGGGACACACUGAGUGUUCUAAGGCGACAGGACACUAAGGACAUGGAAGCAGCCGGGGGUUGGUGGUGCUUAAGCCUGAUGGUUCUGUACCUUCAGAUGAGCCACAGCCUUCAACUUCAAAACAUUAAGGACAACCCCGGGAUAUUGCCUGUCAAGUUGGGACAAGCAUAUCGACAAGAAGAUAAAUGGACAGUUAUUAAAGUUUUAGAUUUGAAUGAUAUAAAGGAAACCCUUAAAUUUAACGUUAAUAAGUUUUUAGAGUUUGAUAAAUUGGUAGAUGUUAAUAAACCUUUUUCACAUGAGUUUUAUAAUAUAAGGUUACACGCGUAUGAUUUGUAUAAUAUAACCAUUAACAAAUUCAGGCAACUUGUUCCGUCUAGCAGAUUUAAGAGAGGCAUCCUAAACCCUCUUGGUUCUUUAAUAAAAGUAGUCACAGGGAAUCUAGACCAUGAAGACGCGAUUAAAUAUGACAAAUUGAUCUCUGAACUUAAAGGCAAUCAAAUACAUACAGAAAAGAAAUUAAUUAUUGUAUCUAAAAUGUUAGAUGGUUUAAUAAAUAGCACCGAGACAUUACAUAAUAACACGUUAAUAUUAGACGAACGUCUUAAACGUAUAGAAAAAAUUGUUAAAUACAUAGCAUCGAAAGAAAAUAACUCCGUUUAUAAUACAUAUAUGUUAAGCUUGUUCAAACUGUUCAUUGGAAACUUCAGAACUAUAUACUUGACUAUUAGUGAAAUUGAAACUGUUUUAGCCUUGAGUAAAGUCUCAGUGUUACACCAAUCCAUCAUAAAUUCAGAUGAGUUUCUCAAAAUACUGGAAUCUGUAGCCAAGUAUGAUAAUUUAGUAUAUCCUGUAAACCUAAAUAACUUGAUAAAAAUUGAAAAAACUAUAGUUGUUAAGUCAUAUAUGAAAGAAAAUCAGAUUACGUUCAUUUUAGAAAUUCCUUUAAUAGAUGGAAAUAUUUAUAAUUAUUUUAAAAUUUAUUCAUUACCCAUGUUUAAGCCAUCAACAAACCUUACCUAUGUUAUAAUUCCUAAAUAUCCUUACCUUUUGGCGAAAGGUCCGAAAUACCACCCCAUCAACAGUCCCUGCGACGAGCUAGCCCCGGGACAGUUCCUGUGCAAGGAGAAUGACCAGGUUAUUUAUCCUGAACGAACCUGUGUUGAGCAGCUGAUGCGGUUUCAUUCUAAUCUCACCCUCUGCAGAGUUUACCCUGUCCACGUGGAAGAUAUCAAGAUCCAGAGGAUCGAUCCUGCCAAUUGGAUUGUCUACACCAGGAGCAGCCAAAUACUUACUGAAAAAUGUAAUGACGACACAAUCAAAAGACAGAUUCAGGGUACUUACCUUAUUUCCAAUGCUGAAGACUGCGAACUCUACAUAGAGAACUUUAAAUUAAACCGCCGGAGGUCCAUUGCUGCCGAUUUCCAUUUCAAGGUUACACCCGUAAUUGGUUUACCUAAGCCCGACUUCCUGAAGAUGAACGUUACCACGGAAUUAUCUAAGGUGGACAUUAAAGGCGUGUCUUUGGAUAACUUGAAGCAUCUCUCUAACGUAUUAAACAGUGAAAGGUUUAACAGUGAUAUCAGUGAAAGUGAAAUAAUAGACACUCGUAGUGUGAGCUUAGCUACUAUAUUCCUUUAUGUAAUCUUAAUUAUAAGUAUCAUUACUAUUAUUAUAUGGAAAUUUAAAGUUUUCAAUUUUACACGAAAUCACCAAGACUCAAAAUCGUCGGAUGAUUUCGUGCUUGAGGAGGGAGGAGUUAUGCCACCCCUAGCCCGAAGAACGGUGACAGUGCAUGCUGCCUAGAACAGCAUGUCAGCACAUUCUGUAGACAGACCACCGCGGUGGCCUGACUCCCACGCUUUCCUCUUAGAUUUAGCUAGAACUUUAAGUUAGCAUUAAAAUCAUUCAUGUAGCGCAUCCGACUCUGUGCACAUGUCUCGCCGUACUUUAAGUUUUAUUUUAAUAUACAUUUAACUAAUUCAAAUUCAUUAGUUUCUUUUUAAAAAUAGUGU
Molecule: messenger RNA, 2437 nt
Organism: Pectinophora gossypiella (pink bollworm)
Lineage: Eukaryota; Metazoa; Arthropoda; Insecta; Lepidoptera; Gelechiidae
Exons: 2
Coding region: 465-2228 (587 amino acids)
Source: RefSeq, a predicted model, not a curated record